AACAAACCACACUCGCAAAUCGCAACGCAAGUGUCUCUUGCAUUGUCGUUCCAUUUGGGCGCCAAAAAGAAUUCUAGGUUUUCAUUUUUGGCCCUCUUUCAUCUCUCAAUUUCACCCACUCACUCAGGUCUCUAUCUAUAAAUAUAAAUUGUUAAUUUGCUUCUGUGUCUCUACAUUCAUCACUCACACAGAAGAAAAACAACAAUAGUCUGAGAGAAACUAGGGUUUCGAAAAAUGUCAGGGAAGGGGAAGAAGAGGGACGACCUAGACCGCGCUUCCGACGCCGACUCCGACAGCCACGCUCCGCCCAAAAAGUCCCUCAAGAAAGAUUCUGAUGAAGAUCCCGAUUCCAUCGUCGUCUGCGAGAUUUCGAAGAACAGGAGGGUUUCUGUGAGGAACUGGCAGGGGAGGAUCGUGGUCGACAUUCGCGAAUUUUAUGUCAAAGACGGCAAGCAAAUGCCUGGGAAGAAAGGUAUCUCAUUGACCAUGGAUCAGUGGAAUGUGCUACGUAAUCACAUUGAAGAAAUAGACAAGGCAAUCAAUGAGAGUGGUUAGGAAAUGACAGCAACUGUAUUUACUAGUCUAAAUACUACACUAUAGGUUUAGCUAGUUUUUUUUUGGCUUGUUAAAGGCACAAGGGUCAUAUGAUUUAUUUGACUAUGCAUGAAAAGCUGAGGUUGGAACCUUGUGGAUUUUGAUUCUGGAACUCUGGGGAUUUGGAUUUUGUAACUAAUGUCAUGUAAAGUUUCAGUCAUAUAUUAGUAAAGUACUUUUAUUAGCUUA
This is a messenger RNA of Lotus japonicus, 783 nucleotides long. Its product is annotated as RNA polymerase II transcriptional coactivator KIWI-like. Gene Ontology annotation, biological process: positive regulation of transcription initiation by RNA polymerase II. Gene Ontology annotation, molecular function: DNA binding; transcription coactivator activity. Gene Ontology annotation, cellular component: nucleus; transcription regulator complex. The transcript is spliced from 4 exons. Lineage: Eukaryota; Viridiplantae; Streptophyta; Magnoliopsida; Fabales; Fabaceae. Bases 235 to 555 code for a protein of 106 amino acids. The record is from RefSeq and is a predicted model, not a curated record.